AGCGCACACAGUACGGCAGGUUGCUGCUGCUGCUGCUGCUGCUGCUGCUGCUGUAGCAACAGGGAAACCGCUGAAAAGUCCGCCGCACAUGACAUGAGAGGGAAGCAAGCCGAGUUGCUCUGCCCGUAGCCUGGAGGAGAGGGAGGCCAGCGCGGGCGGCUGCGCGCAGUGCGGAUCCCGCUGCUCGAAGGGAAGCGAUUCCCUCGUCCUGCCCAGUCUUUCCACACACAGGGAGGAGGGGGUGUUUGUGUCUUUCCUCCCUCCCGGUGUCCAACGGAGGAAGGCAGCGGAGUGGACGUUUUCUGCUUGCCGCCCCCCUCCAAAGAGUUGGAGCUGCGGGGUUGAAGCCCCCUACUCUUCCCUCCCCGCUACCCCGAGGGGCUCGGCGCAGGCGGCUGCAAGGAGGGGAUCUGGGUGGCUCUCGCGCCCUCGCCCGCUACUGCCUUCCCUCCCCUCCGCUCCUUGACAAAAGGAGCGACGGAGGCGGCGUCUGAGCGUCCGCGGCGGGGCGGGGGGCAGCAGCAACGCUGCCCCGUUGAGUUGUACAGUACUUUACUUUCGAGGCAUCGGCUGCCGACGGAGAAAACCCGAAGCCCGGGCGGAGGUAGGCGAUGAACGGCUUCGGCCCCGACGAAGUGACCCGCGGCGGGGGAGAAGCUGCCGCCGUCCCGGCCGUGGUGGCCAACGCCGCCGCCGCCGUGGAAGUCUUGCCGCCGCCGCCGCCCCUCCCGCAGCCGCCGGCCGGGCUCGGAGCUGCUUCGUCCGCUGCUGCGGCCACGGCGGCGGGCUCGGCCAGACCUCCGGGCGCGGCGGGCCCCGGCGCGGGACAGCUGUGCUGCCUGCGGGAGGAAGGCGAGAGGUGUAGCCGAGCCGCGGGCAACGCCAGCUUCAGCAAGCGCAUCCAGAAGAGCAUCUCGCAGAAGAAGGUGAAGAUCGAGCUGGACAAGAGCGCAAGGCAUCUCUAUAUUUGUGAUUUCCACAAAAACUUAAUUCAAAGUGUUCGAAACAGAAGAAAGAGAAAAGGCAGUGAUGAUGAUGGUGACUCACCAGUGCAAGAUGUUGACGCUCCAGAGGUUGAUCUGUUUCAGUUGCAAGUAAACACACUAAGAAGAUACAAAAGGCACUUCAAAUUACAGACCAGACCGGGGCUUAACAAAGCACAGCUUGUUGAAAUAAUUGGGUGUCAUUUUCGGACAAUUCCAGUGAAUGAAAAAGACACUGUGGCCUAUUUCAUCUACUCUGUGAAGAACGAUAAGAACAAAUCUGAUCUAAAAAUGGACAGUGGUGUUCACUAAAUAAGCAAACUUGAAACUCUGCAGGUGUAAAGACUGUUUUGGAUUUGCUGAAGAUUUCUUUGUAACUGGUAUUCAGACGGAGAAUUCUGAUAUUUUUCUUGGGGAAAAUACUGCUCAUAAAUGAUAUUUCCAUGGUAAAAAUAUUUUAAAUAAAUACUAUUGGUGUUGCUGCACCUUCAUGUGUAUGGUGUCUGGCAAGUGUAUAAGGCUAUUACUGUACUCAUAUUGCUUUUCAGUUUGUAAAAAUAAGCUGAAAUGUGGAAUACCCUCCAAAUAUAUCUCCUAUAAAUCUCUCCUGGGCUGGGAGGGAGACAGCUAAUGGUGUCAAGGUUGUGCUUCAUCAUGAAUUAAUUUGUGCUUCAGUUGCAAAGGUGAGUGAUUAUAUUUGAAUAAUACGUUAAGAGACCUUUGUGUAACACAGCUCUUAACAUACUUUCUGAAGCUUUUUCCUCCUCAGUAUCAUCUUUUGUUUGGUUCAAAAAUCAUGCCAAGCCAUGGUACAGAAAUAUUUCCUAGGGGCUGAUAUGAUGUCUGAAUUGGCAGACCAUGACAUAUACGGUUAGGGUGGCAAACCAGGCACAGAAACCAUGGUUUGAAAUGAGUUUUAAAGCAAUAAUUUGUGCUACUUGAUGGUUUUAACACAGUGCCUGAACUGACAAACUAUUGGAAUGGUUGUUGCUCUACUGCCCGAGGUUGCUUUGCCAUAAAAGAGGGGAGUAAAUUGUAAGUGCUGAGAAGAGAAAAAAUGAAAGCAGACAACUGACUCUAAGGCAAGGUUUGUCUAUGUUUAGAAGCUCCAACUAUGGUCUGGGUUCUAAACUAUGGUAACAUAAUCCACAGUUUGGCAGGAUGUUCAAAAUGAAUCUUAAUAUUUGCUGUUGAGUCUUGCAUACUUCCAAAAGAAGGUUUGGUUGCAGUUCCAUAUUAACGUUGUUGUUGUUUAGUUGUUUAGUUGUGUCCGACUCUUCGUGACCCCAUGGACCAGAGCACGCCAGGCACUCCUGUCUUGCACUGCCUCCCACAGUUUGGUCAGACUCAUGUUGGUAGCUUUGAGAACACUGUCCAACCAUCUCGUCCUCUGUCCCCUUCUCCUUGUGCCCUCAAUCUUUCCCGACAUCAGGGUCUUUUCCAGGGAGACUUCUCUUCUCAUGAGGUGGCCAAAGUAUUGGAGCCUCAGCUUCACGAUCUGUCCUUCCAGGGAGCACUCAGGGCUGAUUUCCUUCAGAAUGGAUAGGUUUGAUCUUCUUGCAGUCCAUGGGACUCUCAAGAGUCUCCUCCAGCACCAUAAUUCAAAAGCAUCAAUUCUUCGGCAAUCAGCCUUCUUUAUGGUCCAGCUCUCCAUAUUAACUACCACAGUUUUACACAGCAAAAUUGUUUAUUGUCUAACGCAGAGCUUUCCAAACUCUGUGUAUCACGCAAAUGCUCCCCGCGCUCCUCCCAAGGCUGGAAAUGGGUUAGUUUAACCUCUGAUUUGCUAGCAAAACUGAAUUACUGUGUCGCGAAAAGAUAAAUGUCUAAAAAGUGUGUCACCAACAUGAAAAUUUUGGAAAGCUCUGGUAUAGUGCUUCUAUGGGUAUGGGUUAUAGUUGACAAACCAUUGAUGGUGUAUUCCUCCCACAAAUUUUAGUAUAGUGGUACCUCUGGUUAAGAACUUAAUUCAUUCCAGAGGUCCGUUCUUAACCUGAAACUGUUCUUAACCUAAGACACCACUUUGGCUAAUGGGGGCCUCCUGCCGCCGCCGUGCCGCCAAAGCACGAUUUCCGUUCUCAUCCUGAAGCAAAGUUCUUAACCCAAGGUACUAUUUCUGGGUUAGCGGAGUCUGUAACCUGAAGCGUUUGUAACCCGAGGUACUACUGUAGCUUUAAAAAAAGAGGACUCAGUGGCUUGUAGCCAGUAUAGUACAGCAUUCCCACUGGGGAAUAGUGGGUUUUUUAAAUUGCUUUCUUAAGUAAUGUAUUUUGCACUCUUUGACUUCUGCACUUCAGUAGUAGAAAAGAAAAAAACACUCCUUUUGCCUUACUAAAUAUGACAGGUGUGAUGUGAAAAGUGACUGUAUCUGCUGUUUGUAAUACUGUGCACUAUCAGAAGGUGGUGCAACGGUUUUCAGCACUAUAGGUGGACUGUCACAUGGGUCCAAUGAGCAAUUUCCAAUUGCUUUUCUGUUUAGGAUGAGGGGGUGUAUAUCCAGCAUCUGGGUUGCAGAUGCUCCAGUUGCCAGUUAAAAUAGGUUGGAUCAAGCUUCUUCUAGAUAGAGCCAUGACAGGUGAUUGGUUGUGGGAGUGAUUCUGGGGUUGAUGUCGGCAAGCCACAUCAAGCCUGGCAGGAGAGCUGUCAAAUGUUAAAGGUUCUUAUCGCGUGCAAUGCUGGCAAGCCACAUUGUACGUCGGUAUAAGCAUACACGUAUCUAUAGGUUAGGUCAUUGGGACAGAGCAGGGCAGCAGGUCACCAUAGGACUGGGCAGAGGUGGGGAGAACAGGAUGGAACUGGUUUGGGCAAGUUAUAACAAGGGAAGCAGGUCCAAGCCAGAGAGGUUGAACCCAGGUCGGGAGGAAAACAAUGGAAUGGGGAGGAGAUUCUGGGAGGCUAGCAGCAGUCACAAGAUUGAGGGGAGGGGGAUGUGUAAAGAGCACACAUGUGACAAGGAGGUGUUUGAGGGAUACGUGAGGAUCAGGCACUUCCCUUAUGGAGGGAAAACUGGGUGUUGGCAGGAUGUGACACAUGGGGAAGUUCCACCUUUUCUGGGAUGUCCUGGCUGUCAUUGGAGGAGGACUGCACUGGUUGUUAAUGAUUUACUUGGUUACAAAAUCUCAAUAAAAGGGGGCUCCUGCUUUUGCUCUGGGUCACCCCCGGAAUAUA
This is a messenger RNA of Zootoca vivipara (common lizard), 4151 nucleotides long. RefSeq names its product Sin3A associated protein 30 (gene SAP30). Gene Ontology annotation, biological process: regulation of DNA-templated transcription. Gene Ontology annotation, cellular component: histone deacetylase complex. Lineage: Eukaryota; Metazoa; Chordata; Lepidosauria; Squamata; Lacertidae. The record is from RefSeq and is a predicted model, not a curated record. Gene Ontology annotation, molecular function: transcription coregulator activity; protein binding.